This is a messenger RNA of Neltuma alba, 1127 nucleotides long. RefSeq names its product proline-rich receptor-like protein kinase PERK3. Gene Ontology annotation, molecular function: protein kinase activity; ATP binding. NCBI's taxonomy places the organism in Eukaryota, Viridiplantae, Streptophyta, Magnoliopsida, Fabales, Fabaceae. Bases 3 to 1127 code for a protein of 374 amino acids. The transcript has 8 exons. The record is from RefSeq and is a predicted model, not a curated record. Gene Ontology annotation, biological process: protein phosphorylation.
GUAUGAUAAAUCCGUUAGUUACCGUGUGCCUUGCAGAAUCCAACCGAAUCGCCAAUUUUGGAGAUCCUUUGCCGGUCAACAACCCACGCUCAACAAACAAUGUACGAGGUCGGGCACCAUCUCGUCCCAAAGUCGUGGAUAUCCCUCGCGCAGCACCAAGAAUAUUUACAUAUGAAGAAUUAGAAUUGGCGACAGAUGGAUUCUCAAAGUCAAAAAAAGUCGGGGAAGGUGGUUUUGGCACUGUCUAUCAAGGAGUCCUCAAUAAUGAAUUUGUUGCAGUUAAGAAGCCGAGAUCUGGAGCCAACCAGGGAAAACAGCAGCUCCAGACUGAAAUCCAGGUCAUUAGCCAAGCCCGUCACAGACAUAUUGUUUCCCUCGUCGGAUACUACAUUGAUGAGGAUGAAGAACGUGGGAAGGACAUGUUGCUUGCUUAUGAGUUCAUCCCAAAUGGUUCAUUACACUCCCACCUGCAUGGAAAAGGCACAAAAAUUAUAGACUGGGAAACAAGGAUGAAGAUUGCUAUUGGAUCUGCAAAAGGAUUCGCAUAUCUUCAUGAGGGCUGUAAACCCAAAAUCAUGCACGGUGACAUCAAACCCCAUAACAUUCUUCUUCUUGAUGAUUUUCAGCCAAAGAUAGCAGACUUUGGACUUGCACAGCUUCUAUCUGACAGUGUUACCCACGUCUCUAUGUCGCAAGCCCAGGGAACCGUGGGAUAUUUAGCUCCAGAGUACUUUGAAGGGAAACUCAGUGAGAAGUCAGAUGUCUACGCCUUUGGUGUUGUACUUUUAGGGAUGAUUACAGGACGACAACCUUGUGACUUCAGAGGGGCCUUGGUUAAAUGGGCAACUCCUCGACUCAUCGCAGCCUUGGAAUCGAGAAACUUUGAGGCUCUUGCUGAUCCAAGGUUGCAGAAUCAUUACGACCCGGAAGAGAUGUUUCGGAUGGUUUCUUGUGCUGCCAAUUGCGUUUGCGUUUCACCCGCGGCUCGUCCACGAAUGAGCAAGGUGGUUCAAGCUUUGGAAGGAGCGAUUGUCCUGGAUAAUCAUCUCGCGGAGGAAGCCGCUUCAAGACUUCAACCGCAAGCAUCCAUGGAGGCUAAGAGAGAGAUGGCGCUGGUGACAAUCUGA